AUGUCCAAGUACCCGUUGCGCCACGUCUCAUCUCUUCACCACGCAACUCCUCGACCUUUUCCUCCUGCACAAAAAACUUGGUGGAGGUCGUGCUCGGCAGCACCAAGGACGCCUAUUGGCUACCUGCAUGAUAUCAGCGUCUCGCCCAUGCGCCUGCCUGUGGUCGAGCCAUUCGCAUCCACCACCGUAAUCACUAUUUUCUCGUCCUCCAUAAUAAGCACCACCCUAUCUUUCGGGGGGGGGUCUCGGUCCCGCGACUCUUUCCGCGGAAGGAAAAGACGGCAGAUGAAGGGGAAAGAUUCCUCGUACCUUUGGCUACCUCGCAUUAUGUGCGACUACACCGUAGCUGGGAUUCACAACGUGAGCAUGCCCAAGCGCAUAAAUUCGGCACCACUUGUCCGGCGGCAGAUCCCAAAAUCUCAAGUAAAUCCCCACGCCGAAGUGGCGGAAUGGGGAACAUGCCUAAUUCCGUCCUGUCCCGCUGAAGAUCCCGGGUUUGUCACAUCGGCGAAAUUCACGGUCCGGGAACAUGUUCACGUUCAUCUUUUUGGGGGACUGGAAGCAUCGUACAUCAAACAACCCGCAGCAAGGCAUGUCACUACAGCCCAUGGCUGGGAGCUGAACAUCCAUGCAGGCCAGACCAAGGCAUCUGGGGGUCUGGCCAGUAUUAAGAAUGUAUUGGUAUUAAUCCUUGUCUUGUAG
This is a messenger RNA of Sodiomyces alkalinus F11, 702 nucleotides long. RefSeq lists its product as hypothetical. The record is from RefSeq and is a predicted model, not a curated record. The coding region runs from base 1 to 702 and encodes 233 amino acids. The transcript has 9 exons. NCBI's taxonomy places the organism in Eukaryota, Fungi, Ascomycota, Sordariomycetes, Glomerellales, Plectosphaerellaceae.